AUGAGCUAUAGUGGUUAUGAUAUCGAGGUAUAUAAACUUUUAACGGCUUAAACUUUACAAAUAUCGAUGUCUGUCUGGUUAGUGUCUGACCUAUCUGAAAAAGAUUGUGUCUGACUCUGAACUACCCAAAAAAGAUUUCUCAAACGUAGUUGUCCGGUAAAGAUAUAUAGUGUUAAGCUACCGCGGUUUGUGUUUGGAGUAUACACUGACGUGCUCUGUAGGUUACUUUUUUUUCUUUUUUUUCCUUUUUUUAUUAGUUUUACAAUAAGAAAUUGAAGGCACAGACCACAGAACUAAUAAAGUCCCAAAUUAAGUCCUGCCAUACAUAAAAAUACUACGCUAUACUAAAAUAUAUAGCUUAAUGAUUUUCCGGAAGCUUUUACUAAAUUUGACAAUGAAGAGAUUGAAAAAACUAUGAGUUUUAGGUUGUACUCUUACGGCAUUGCCUGUCACAAACUGCCAAACUGGCAUUUUCUUAUAGCUUAACAUCCGUGAACAAAACUAUAUAUGUUGGCACGUCGUGCAGAUUUUGGCUUUAUAGCCGAAAUUACACUGAUACUUCCCGAAUUUUUUGGCUGGUAAUGAAGUAAAUUUGGGAAGUGUCUAUUAUUAAGCCAACAAUUAAAAAAGAUAGAGAAAGACAGUUAUAAUAGGUUACCCAAUUGCUGUAGCACCAACGGCUCGAGCGGGAAAAACUGCUGUAAACUACAGUAACCACAUUUCAUUUUGUUCAGGAUGCCCUCGUUUUAAACAAGGCUUCCGUUGAUAGAGGUACGCCAAUUAUUACUUAUUUACUGCAUGCAUGGGACCGAGGGAAACAGUGUGUUUUGUGCACUGUGUUUGCAUGUGCACCCAUAAUCAAUUUUUCAGCUAACCAAUUUCUCUUUGAUACUGUAUCAAGCAUUGUUAAUGAGUCAUUUCUUAUUCUUGUCACAAGAUAACUUAUGCAUGUAUGUACAUUGUUGUACAAACUUUAGAAACACCUUAGUAGAUGCUUGUGUGAUGUUACUCUGAGUGUAUAUCCACACCGGGCAGGCUUGAAAAAUAUGCCUGGCCACGGUGGGAUUCGAACCUACGACCUUUGGAAUACUAGCCCAAUGCUCUGCCAACUGAGCUACGCGGUCAGGUCGGUUCGAGUAUGCGAUAUUUCGGAACUGAGUCUAGUUCCUUCGAUAUCAGUGUAAUCUAAUAAUCAUGAUAUUUGCUGUGUUAGUGCAAUGUACUCAGGUGAAUAAGAUGCUUGUGUGAUGUUACGUCUUAGUAGAUUAUAAUUAAAAUUGAAAGACCUGUUUUACAAGUUUAUGUAUGAUGUUUGUGAUGUUACUCUGAGUGUACAUCCACACUGGGAAAGCUGAAAAGUUAGCUUGGCCACGGUGGGAAUCGAACCCAUGACCUUUGGGAUACCAGUCCAAUGCUCUGCCAACUGAGCGAUGGACUGGUAUCCCAAAGGUCGCGGGUUCGAUUCCCACCGUGGUCUGGCAAACUUUUCAGCUUGCCCGUUGUGGAUGCACACUCAGAGUAACACCACAAGCAUUAUAUUCACCUGAGUACAUAACACCAACACACACAAAAAUGUUAUAUCUUAGAAUACAAGUUGAUAUAUCUUCUGUACCUUGUAGGUUUUGGACGAUGUUUAGUAUAUCGUAAACAGAAUUGUGUGUUAAAGAGAUACGCCAAUCAGGUAUACAUUUGUUGCUUUUUGUAAUGCUAACAUUAUAUUUAGCGCUUUAUAUUGGGUAAAUGCUAUGUUGUCGACAAAGUGUGUUCCUAGUUGUUGUGACAAGUUUGGAACAAACUUGAUGGCAUCAUCAGACUUGUUACAAGUCUGAUAUACAGUCAUGCUAUACAAGAAUGUUACAGGGUUAAUGACAUAACGUUGUAACAACAUUGUUAUAUCAUGACUGUAUCAGACUUGUUGGAACAACCUUGCAACAAGUCUGAUAAUAUCAACAACGGUUGUUACAACUGUUAACAUGUUGUUCCAUAUUUGUUGAUAACUUGGAACAAGCUGUGCGAACAUAACUUGUUGACGGUUUGUUGGCAGACUUGCUACAACUUGCGUGCGUGUAUACCGCAUAAUCAUCUGUUAUACAAAACCAUCUUAAGCUUUUGCAAGAUGAGAACCUGUUCAGGCUAGAAUUUCAAAGUAGAUCAUAUUAUCAAAUAGAGUCAAAAUUAAGUCAAAAGUUACAAUCAGUUUAGCUUUAAAGUGCAAACAGUGCAUGCACUGUCAUUUUUUAGACCAUUUGUGCACAAUUUAUACAAAUCAUGUACCAUAUACAUAAUCAUUUACCUUUGUAAAAUGAGUCGCUUCUCUCUUAGGAAAAUAAGAACCUAUUUAAGAAUCUAUUUAUACCAAACUUCCUGCUAAGCACCAUAUAAAUAAGAACCUGUUUAGGCUAACUUGGAAAAUCUAGGUUCUUAUAUAUAUAUAUAUGCGAGGUUUUACUUGCACAUAUGAAAAUAUUGUUAACCAGUAAUAUAUACAUUUACAGUUUAGUGUAUAUUUGCAGUUCCAUCAUUAAUAUCAUUUCAAUCAAUUUUACUCGUUUCUUAUCAUGGUAAGACAUUUAUUUCCCUUGUACAGAAUCUUGUUAUUUUUAUUUCUUUAGACGUUUGAUCGUGUCAUGGGUAAGAGAAAAUUACUUCUUGUUCUGUAAUAAAUACAUUGUAAAAACAAAAAAAUAUAGAUAACAAAAUUGUAUCUCACUUAAAACGAGCAUUUCAAGAUUUCAACUGUAGCUCAGUCAAUCAGUAUGAAGCUACAUUGUAGUUAUUUAAAGUGCAAUUAUUUAUUUAAGUUAUUUUGUUGCAAGAAACAAUACAAAACUAAUUUGCAUUGCCUUUUUAAAUGACGUCAGUCCCGGAAACUUUAACAGCCAAAAAUACCAUGAAGAUGACGUUUUUUACAAGGAAAAUAUAUUGCAUUUCAUCUUAAAAUGCACUGGAUAUUACAAAUAUGUAAAAUUGAAAAUAGCUGUAUGUGCACUUUAAACAUGAUUGGCUAAUACAAUCCAAAUUCUUUCUAGUUUCUAACCUGAUGAAUGACCUUUACUCGAAACGUUGAAAUGCUUUCCUUCAAGAUAUAGAUAAUGUUUUUCUCUAGGUCCCAGCCGUGACGCGCAAACUAAAGAUGUCAUCUGGCGACAUAAAGUUCUAGAUGAAGACGGAAUUGUUGCUCCUG
Messenger RNA from Paramuricea clavata, 3184 nucleotides. The record is from the annotation of a GenBank genome assembly. Lineage: Eukaryota; Metazoa; Cnidaria; Anthozoa; Malacalcyonacea; Plexauridae.